Microthlaspi erraticum is the source of this 351-nucleotide messenger RNA. NCBI's taxonomy places the organism in Eukaryota, Viridiplantae, Streptophyta, Magnoliopsida, Brassicales, Brassicaceae. The record is from the annotation of a GenBank genome assembly.
AUGACUUUGUUCCCCACCAAGUUUGAAAAUGGGAAGAUUGAGUACAAGAUAAGGUACAAGGGGAGAUCAAGGCCAUUCUCUAGAGCCAAGGCCUUGGUGACUUCAGAACAAUCCAGGGACCCAACCAAGCUAAAGGAGCUUCUGUCUCAAGUGUCAAAGAGCCAGCUCGACCGACUCGAUCGAGCUAGAAACCAGGGCAACUCGAUCGAGCUUCGACCGAGGUACUUUACUGAAAAACAGUGUGACAAGAUGACAAACAGUGAGGGAAGCCAUGCUUCGCAGAGGGAAAUGGUUGAGGGAGAGACAAGCAAUGCAAACCAAGAGAAGGCAAGGGAGAUAGCCGAUGAAUAG